CAUGCCCAAGAAGGGGAAGCAUGCUGAAAUGGGAAAAGAGAUGCAGGCACAGUGUAAACGAGCAAAGGUGGACACAGAUCGUUCUCCAUCAGUCCUGAAUUUUGAAAGCCCAGACAGCCUCUUCGGCAGCUUGAUCUCUCCCAUCAAACAAGAAGUGUUUUUCAAGGAGUACUGGGAGCAAAAGCCACUUCUUCUUCAGAGAAAUGAUCCCUUGCUGGCUGCUUAUUACCAGUCCCUCUUCCAGUUGUCAGAUUUGAAGGAACUGUGCAGCCAGGGUCUUUACUAUGGGCGAGAUAUAAAUAUCUGCAGGUGUGUCAACGGCAAAAAGAAAGUUUUAAAUAAAGAAGGAAAAGUGAAUUACAUGCAGCUGAAGAAGGAUUUUGACCAGAAAAAAGCAACAAUACAGUUUCAUCAACCUCAGAGAUUUAAGGAGGAGCUGUGGAAGAUUCAGGAGAAGCUGGAGUGCUACUUCGGGUCCCUGGUUGGGUCGAAUGUUUACAUUACUCCUCAGGGGUCACAGGGCCUUCCCCCUCACUACGAUGAUGUUGAGGUAUUUAUCCUUCAACUAGAAGGCGAGAAGCAUUGGAGACUCUAUAAACCAACAGUGCAUUUAGCUCGGGAAUAUAAUGUUGAAUCAGAAGAGAGGAUUGGGAAUCCCACACAUGAAUUCAUAUUAAAGCCAGGUGACUUACUGUACUUCCCCAGAGGCACUAUUCACCAAGCUGACACUCCUCUUGGCAUCUCCUAUUCUACACAUGUGACCAUUAGUACCUACCAAAACAACUCUUGGGGUGAUUUCUUACUGGAUGCAAUUCCUGGCCUUGUGUUUGACACAGCAAAAGAAGACGUGGCAUUGCGGACAAGCAUACCAAGGCAACUGCUUAUGCAGGUGGAUAUAGCUGACUCGACAAAAAAACUGAGUAGCCUUUUGAGAAGGCUUGCAGACCGUCUGGAGAACACCAGAGAACUGAGAUCAUCUGACAUGAAGAAGGAUUUCAUUAUGAACCGGCUGCCACCCUGCUUGGGAUGCGACUCUGAUCCUUUGACUCCAGGUGGGAAAUUGCCCAAAAUAGAUAGCAAAAUCAGACUGCAGUUCAGAGAUCAUGCUAUCAUCACAGUGGAACCAGAUCAAGAACAUUCUGAUGAAAUUCGCAGAGAGAUGGUCUAUGUGUAUCAUUCUUUAAAGAACAAGAGAGAAUCUCACAUGAUGGGGACAGAAGAUGAUACUGCUAGCGAGGAAGGCACCACACAGAGUCACGGACUGCGGUUUCCUCUGUCGUACUUCGAUGCACUGAAGCAGAUUUGGAGUAGCAGCACUAUUUAUGUUAAAGAGCUUAACCUUAUCUCGGAUGAAGAGAAAGAAAACCUUGCCUUGUCGCUAUGGACUGAGUGUCUAAUUGAAGUUAUUUGAUGCUUUUGUGACUGAGCUGUUCAUGUAAGUAGUAUUUCUGGCCAUUAAGAAUCUCUUGAGAGAAAAGCUUAUUAAACUACUUUUUUUAAUCCA
Antrostomus carolinensis (chuck-will's-widow) is the source of this 1504-nucleotide messenger RNA. RefSeq names its product ribosomal oxygenase 2 (gene RIOX2). The record is from RefSeq and is a predicted model, not a curated record. The transcript has 9 exons. Gene Ontology annotation, molecular function: histone H3K4 demethylase activity; histone H3K36 demethylase activity. Gene Ontology annotation, cellular component: nucleolus. NCBI's taxonomy places the organism in Eukaryota, Metazoa, Chordata, Aves, Caprimulgiformes, Caprimulgidae. Bases 2 to 1411 code for a protein of 469 amino acids.